Blastomyces dermatitidis ER-3 is the source of this 1006-nucleotide messenger RNA. RefSeq lists its product as uncharacterized. The record is from RefSeq and is a predicted model, not a curated record. The coding region runs from base 144 to 467 and encodes 107 amino acids. NCBI's taxonomy places the organism in Eukaryota, Fungi, Ascomycota, Eurotiomycetes, Onygenales, Ajellomycetaceae. The transcript has a single exon.
ACGUUGGGUGAAAAUCGCUCCGGCCAAUCCCUUAAAGAACUACCUCCUGGAUGCAGCUGGGAGAAACCCCGGGCGUUGCGGCUGUGUAUGGGCGCUGGUGGCUGUUUACACAUCGUUAGUCCGUCCCCAAAAGCAGUUCGCCAAUGCAGUUCAUGCAAAUCAUCACGGAACUUGCUGGAAGGAAGCGCAAACGCAAAAAAACUUGGGCAACGAAGGCCGGCUGGCUAGAUGAGACACAUCUUCCGUUCCCGGAUUGCUGCGCUCUUUUAUUCGUGCUGUUUCCCGCCCUCGCCCCAGCGUUCUCCCUAUCACACUACCCAAGAAGCGUUCAUGCGGCUGACGAACCGCUCCAUCGCGGGUGCAGGGCUGGAGAAGAAAGCCUUUCGCAACCUGAUAGUCCGUUAGUGACUCCCGCUCGGGUCGAACUGUGCAGCAUUGUUGAUGAUUGGCGGGCGUGCUGGGGAUGACCGCCGUGUUGCAACCAACAGCCGACGACAGCGAACGCCCCGGUUAUCUGUGAGCCUUCGGGACGUCCCCAUGACACAAUGGCAUACAUAAGUUAAAUGAUUGCUUGACAGCAGCCGCUUGGGCCAUAGUGAAUUUUCAAAUGCCCGAGUUCCCUACUCCCUUUGCCCGCCGAAAAGUUUUCUAUCGCCUGAUUAGAAUUUAGUCCGCUGGAGAUUCCGGGCGCGGGACACGGCCCAAAAACAAUAAUGGCGCUGCCUGAUAUCGCGCGAUGGAUGCUUGUUCGUGAUCUUUUUUCUUCAUUUGACUCUAGCUAGUUAACUAGUUAGCUGUUCCCGGACUUGGCUUGGACAACGGGAUUGCUUGGUGACGACCUGGUUGUGACCCGCGCAGGGGCUUGGCUGUGAAUUGGUGAAAGAAGGAAAAGAAGUGUAUCAAAUUUGACCGACAAGUAACUAACUUAACACAGGGACAUGAAAAAUGAUUAAAUUAAAUGCAAAUAAAAAUUAACAAAAUAAUAACAACAUGAAUUAUUCAGAGA